Apus apus (common swift) is the source of this 2587-nucleotide messenger RNA. It is a transcript of the gene C1QTNF2, whose product is annotated as C1q and TNF related 2. Lineage: Eukaryota; Metazoa; Chordata; Aves; Apodiformes; Apodidae. The transcript is spliced from 3 exons. The record is from RefSeq and is a predicted model, not a curated record. Gene Ontology annotation, molecular function: protein binding. Bases 215 to 1069 code for a protein of 284 amino acids.
GAAGCCAGCAAUUGGAGCAAAAAGGAGUAAAAUGUUAAUAAAAUAGAAAGGCUAGAGAAGUCAGUAUUGCACACCCCUCAGAAGGACGCUGCUGUGGCAGGACGGGGCUGGGGCUCUGCGUGUGACAUGAUCUGCAGCAGAACAUCUGCUCAGACUUGUGCAGGUUUCCAGCGCCUGUCAAGAUCUCACUGAAGAGAUUAGUCUUGGCUGCACCAUGAUCUCUGCUGUCCUCCUCCUCUGGACUGUGCCCUGCGUGGCAAACCACAUCCUCGAGGGCUUUGCCAAGGGAGGGCUGCAGGAAGGUCCUCAGUUGGCAUGCAGCCUGCCAGGACCCCCCGGGCCACCCGGCCCCCCUGGUGCACCUGGGGCUCCAGGGACAGUGGGCAGGAUGGGCUUCCCAGGCAAAGAUGGCAAGGAUGGCAAGGAUGGGGAUAAAGGCGAGCACGGCGAUGAAGGUCCACAAGGCAGAACAGGAAACCCUGGCAAGCCAGGACCAAAGGGGAAAGCUGGUGCUAUUGGCAAGGCAGGGCCACGAGGGCCCAAGGGUUUAAAAGGUAAUCCUGGAAAAAAUGGAGCACCGGGAAAGAAAGGGCCCAAAGGAAACAAAGGUGAGGCUGGGAUGCCAGGACCCUGCACCUGUAAUGCAAACAAAGCCAAAUCUGCCUUCUCUGUGGCUGUCUCGAAGAGCUACCCAAGGGAAAGGCUGCCCAUCAAAUUUGACAGGAUCCUGAUGAACGAGGGAGGACAUUACAAUGCUUCCAGUGGGAAAUUUAUAUGCAGCAUCCCAGGUAUUUACUACUUCACUUACGAUAUCACUUUGGCCAACAAGCAUUUGGCCAUUGGCUUGGUCCACAACGGGCAGUACCGGAUCAAGACUUUUGAUGCCAACACUGGGAACCACGAUGUUGCCUCUGGAUCCACCAUCCUUUCUCUGAAGCAGGAGGAUGAGGUGUGGCUGCAGAUCUUUUACUCAGAACAAAACGGGCUCUUUUAUGAUCCCUACUGGACAGACAGCUUAUUUACUGGCUUUCUGAUAUAUCCUGAUCAAGAUUAUCUCAAUGAAAUAUAGGAUUAGAAGCCAGACUCUGGGAAAAAAAUAGGAAAUGCAUGAGACCUCAGUCCAGCAAAUUGUAGCCUGUACAUGGAUACAAGUGGGAUUAUCCUACAAUUCCACAUUUUUGGCACUAAAAGCCUGUAUUGGCUAUUUAGAUAUUGACUUGAUGUCAUCAACACAGGGUACCAGGACCAGCAGGACUCACCUUUAAGCAGCCUCAUGAAUCUCUAAAUCUCAAAGCCACCCAUUUGUUUUCUGUAAGAUUGCAACAUGCAUGGACAUGUAACUCAAGUACUAGUGCAGGGUGCUUUGAGUAUUAUAGUACUACUAAAAAGCAUGGACACCAACAGCCAUUCCCUGGAAGCUUAGCUCAGAAGUGCCACUGAUGCUAAAGGUAGUACCACUGCACUGCCUCCCCCUACACCCCUUAAUGGUAAUAAUACUUGUUAGUACAGUUACAUUUUACCAGCUACUUAGGAGGCAGGAAGUUGUCAGCUACAGUUGUAAAAGUAAGAGCAGCUCUCAGCCUCAAAGCAGUACUAAUGAGCAAAGGCAUCCAGUCUAAAUAGGAAGUGACACAAAAGAGAGAUCUCAUUGCUAAGGUUCCAGGUAAGACACGAGCUGCUGCACUGAGCAUCACUGGUGUUCCUCAGACUUCAGUCUUGAUGUGCCAGUGCUGGAGCCCUGCACCUGUGACCAGAGCCUAACCUGGACAGUGCAAGCCAAAUAUCUGUGGGUCUUCCACCCAUGGCACAGGGUGAACUUUGCAGGUAAGACUCAACUGUAAAAGACAGCGUGAACCUUCACACCAGAAACAGCCUCAUUAAUAACCCCCUUCCUCUAUCCCCACCAGCCUUUGCUGGAACUCAUGCUGCUGCCAAGAUCCCCCUCGAGGGCUUACUGCUACAGAUAGGGUCUGUCUUACUGAUGCUUUGCUUUUUCAUGUUGUAUAUCAAAUAUUACAGAUGCUCCAAAAAUCAAUUGUAUUGUUUUGGGAAAACAAACCAAAAAAAACCCACAAAAAACUACAACAACCACAGAAAAAUCAAAAGCCAAACUUUUGCUCAACUGAGAUUUUUGCUUUUGCUAAGCCAAGUUUAGCUUUUUUUUCCCUUCCUCCUCUGUAUCAACAAAUACAGGAAAUGCUCCAAAAUGUUUCACUAUUACAAGAGCAAAGUUCUCCUGCUAUAAAGCCACUCAGUCUGGCUGCCUUGCCCCAGUGUCCAACAUUCUAUAACAGGUUUCUGUCUCAGUAGCCAGACUGAUGGAUUCUCUUCCUCACUAAGAGAUGUAUCGCCUUGGUUUUCCAGUCAUAUUCUCACCUCCUUUAUCACUUGAUGAAAACUCAUGAUCUUCCAGUUCCUCUAAUCCUCAUAUUUGGGCAUUGAAGGAAUAUUCCAUAAGAACAAAGAUUUUUUUAGCCUUACUUUUACAAGUCAAAAUAUUUGCAUGAUUUUUGUGAACUACAGUAACUGUGUUAUAUCUUACCACAAUAUUUUCAAAUACAUUUCAUAAAAUAAAGCUGAACAAAAA